AUGGCAAUUACUAUUAUCGCACCAGUUUCUGCUGCGGUACCCUAUCACACUGAGGAUGAGUCUGAUCAUUCUGAUGAUGGAGGUGUUGAUAUAGAAGGGGAUCUUGAUAUGCAACUGUCCAAACGGACCAAGCAUCAAAAUAUUGUUACUCCUGGUGAAGUAAUCACAGAUGAUCCUCAAUGGAUGAGAGGUCAUGGCACAUAUGUCGCUCCUGCAAGUACAGAAAUUAUAGGAACCGUCGCAGGUACAGUUCAAAAAACGAAUAAACUUCUCUCAGUUCGACCAUUACGCGCCCGCUAUACCCCGGAAAUCGGUGAUCUUGUUGUGGGACGAAUUAUAGAAGUACAAAGUAAGAGGUGGCGUGUUGAUAUUGGAGCUCCGGUUCUUGCCAAUUUACCAUUGUCCGCAAUUAAUCUUCCAGGAGGAAUUCAAAGAAAGAGAACGGAAACCGAUGAACUUCAAAUACGAACUUUUUUUUCGGAGGGAGAUUUACUAGUUGCCGAAGUCCAACAAUUAUAUCAAGAUGGAAGUGCCAGUUUGCAUACGAGAAGUUUAAAAUAUGGAAAGCUGAGGAAUGGUGUCUUCAUGGCUGUUAGUGGAACUGGUGGAGGUGGAGGUGUGGUUCGGGCUAGAAGACAAGUUUGGACUAUCGAUACAGCACACAACGGUGGAAAGGUAGAUGUCAUUCUGGGAGUCAAUGGAUACAUCUGGAUAUGCAAGACGGUUGAAGUAAAGGAAGGAGAAACCUCAAUCACAAGAAUCGAGGAAAGUGUUAGCAACGCAGCAUAUUCAAGUCAAAACGACGAAAUUAUUCCCGACACGAGGAGGGAGAUUGCAAGAAUAAAGGGAGUCAUUCAACUGUUGGUGGAAGAAGGACUGAGGGUUGACGAAGAUAUGGUCAACAAAGCAUAUGGAGCUGCCGUUGAGGUGGAUGAGGAAGACGAAGGUGAAAGUAGUGCAUAUGUCGGGGGAGAGAUAGGCAAACGAGUCUUAAGUCUAAUGAGCACAACAUGA
Molecule: messenger RNA, 1014 nt
Organism: Botrytis fragariae
Lineage: Eukaryota; Fungi; Ascomycota; Leotiomycetes; Helotiales; Sclerotiniaceae
Product: putative exosome complex exonuclease rrp4 protein
Exons: 2
Coding region: 1-1014 (337 amino acids)
Biological process (GO): CUT catabolic process; exonucleolytic trimming to generate mature 3'-end of 5.8S rRNA from tricistronic rRNA transcript (SSU-rRNA, 5.8S rRNA, LSU-rRNA); U4 snRNA 3'-end processing
Cellular component (GO): nuclear exosome (RNase complex); cytoplasmic exosome (RNase complex)
Molecular function (GO): RNA binding
Source: RefSeq, a predicted model, not a curated record